CUCCCGCUCCGCGCUCACACGGGCUCCGCUGCACCGGCGCUGGACAUGGGCUUCGCGGGCACCCGCCCCGCUCUGGCGGCCGCUCUCCUCUGCCUGGCCCGCCUGGCUCUGGGCUCACCCUGCCCCGCCGUGUGCCAGUGCCCGGCGGCCGCGCCGCAGUGCGCCCCCGGCGUGGGGCUGGUGCCGGACGGCUGCGGCUGCUGCAAGGUCUGCGCCAAGCAGCUGAACGAGGACUGCAGCCGAUCGCAGCCCUGCGACCACACCAAGGGGCUGGAGUGCAACUUCGGGGCCAGUCCCGCCGCCCUGAAGGGCAUCUGCAGAGCACAGUCCGAGGGAAGACCGUGUGAAUAUAACUCCAAAAUCUACCAGAACGGGGAGAGCUUCCAGCCGAACUGUAAACACCAGUGUACGUGCAUAGAUGGAGCUGUGGGCUGCAUCCCGCUCUGCCCGCAGGAGCUCUCUCUUCCCAACCUGGGCUGCCCUAGCCCCAGGCUGGUCAAAGUGCCCGGGCAGUGCUGCGAGGAGUGGGUCUGUGAUGAAAGCAAGGAUGCGCUGGAGGAGCUGGAAGGCUUCUUCAGCAAAGAGUUUGGUCCAGAUGAUUCUGAAGGUGAACUAACCAGGAACAACGAGCUGAUUGCCAUUGUGAAGGGAGGCCUGAAAAUGCUACCUGUUUUUGGAUCCGAGCCACAAAGCCGAGCUUUUGAGAAUCCUAAAUGCAUUGUGCAAACAACUUCUUGGUCCCAGUGCUCAAAGACAUGUGGAACUGGCAUCUCCACAAGGGUGACCAAUGACAAUGCUGACUGCAAGCUCAUCAAAGAGACCAGGAUAUGCGAAGUGAGGCCAUGUGGCCAGCCUAGCUAUGCCUCCCUAAAGAAGGGAAAAAAAUGUACCAAGACUAGGAAGUCCCCAUCCCCAGUGAAGUUUACUUACGCCGGAUGCUCCAGUGUGAAGAAGUACCGCCCCAAGUACUGUGGCUCCUGUGUGGAUGGCAGGUGCUGCACGCCCCAGCAGACCAGGACUGUCAAGGUCAGGUUCCGCUGCGAUGAUGGGGAAACCUUCACCAAGAGUGUCAUGAUGAUCCAGUCCUGCCGAUGCAACUACAACUGUCCCCAUGCAAACGAAGCUUAUCCCUUCUACAGACUAGUCAAUGACAUCCAUAAAUUUAGGGACUAAGUUGUGUUGGGGGUGGGAUGCAAACCAGAAUUUUGAAGUAACCAGCCAUGGAGAAAGGACCUCUGAUGGAAAUGGUGCCUUGCCCAUUUGAGGGCAACAUUGAGAUGUUACAGGAGUGCACUGUGCAACUGGACACUAAUGCAACAGAGAUUUAAGCAUACUUAAAGCUUCAUAGUACUGGAGCAACUUUACUGCUUCUUUUUGGAGCACCUUAUCUAAUUAUAUACUGUUUUCUGUUUGUAAGUGAUCAGAUAAAUGUUUUGUUCUGGUUAUGAAAACUUUACUAUCCUGUUCAGUUUAACACUAUGCUUCUCCCCAUCCCUCCAAUCUUCUCCCACCCUUUCCCAACCAAGUUGGAAGUUACAUUCCUUCCUGAGGUGGGCACUUCUGGGGUGUUCACAGUGGCAGCUAUUAUGUACCAACUGUAGUUUUAAUGGCAAACAGAAAUCAGUUGUUUUAAAGCUGAGUAUUUUAUUUAUCAACCUGUAGCUUUUGGUUUUGUUUUUAUUUUUUUUGAGUUUUUUUACCCCUUCCAGCCCCUGUAAUACUGGAAUAAGUUGUAAAUGAUUUUAAUUUUAUAUUCAAUGAAUUAAAAGAAUUUAUUUAUGGAAUUAAUCAUUUAAUAAAGAAAUAUUUACCUAA
Molecule: messenger RNA, 1815 nt
Organism: Empidonax traillii (willow flycatcher)
Lineage: Eukaryota; Metazoa; Chordata; Aves; Passeriformes; Tyrannidae
Gene: CCN1
Product: cellular communication network factor 1
Exons: 5
Coding region: 46-1173 (375 amino acids)
Biological process (GO): signal transduction
Cellular component (GO): extracellular region
Molecular function (GO): protein binding
Source: RefSeq, a predicted model, not a curated record